AUGCCGGAAGGUGGUGGUUGUGACCGGGGGUGGGCGCGGCAUCGGAGCUGGGAUCGUGCGCGCCUCGGCUGCAAAACCAGUGGUUUGGGAAUGGCCCUGUCAGUCGUGGAGUUUGGAACCUACGCGAACGGGGGAUCAGGAGCUCAGCAGAAACCUGGGCAGGCAAGGAGAUGGACAAAAGGGGCCCAAGUGUUAUCUGGUGACAAGGAUGAGUCUGGGGGCCGGGCCCUGGAGCAGGAGCUCCCUGGAACUGUCUUUAUCCUCUGUGAUGUGACUCAGGAAGAUGAUGUGAAGACCCUGGUUUCUGAGACCAUUCGCAGAUUUGGCCGCCUGGAUUGUGUUGUCAACAACGCUGGCCACCACCCACCCCCACAGAGGCCUGAGGAGACCUCUGCCCAGGGAUUCCGCCAGCUGCUGGAGCUGAACCUGCUGGGGACGUACACGUUGACCAAGCUCGCCCUCCCCCACCUGCGGAAGAGCCAAGGGAAUGUCAUCAACAUCUCCAGCCUAGUGGGGGCAAUUGGCCAGGCCCAGGCAGUUCCCUAUGUGGCCACCAAGGGGGCAGUAACAGCCAUGACCAAAGCCUUGGCCCUGGAUGAAAGUCCAUAUGGUGUCCGAGUCAACUGUAUCUCCCCAGGAAACAUCUGGACUCCACUGUGGGAGGAGCUGGCAGCCUCAACACCAGACCCUCGGGCCACAAUCCUAGAGGGCAUGCUGGCCCAGCCACUGGGCCGCAUGGGCCAGCCCGCUGAGGUCGGGGCUGCGGCAGUGUUCCUGGCCUCCGAAGCCAACUUCUGCACGGGCAUCGAACUGCUCGUGACGGGGGGUGCAGAGCUGGGGUACGGGCGCAAGGCCAGUCGGAGCACCCCCGUGGACGCCCCCGAUAUUCCCUUCUGAUUUCUCUCAUUUCUACUUGGGGCCCCCUUCCUAGGACUCUCCCACCCCAAACUCCAACCUGUAUCAGAUGCAGCCCCCAAGCCCUUAGUCUCUAAGCCCACUUAGGAAGGUACCAGGUCACCUGCAGGUUCCCAUAAAAGCAAUUUGCAGCCAGAAG
Molecule: messenger RNA, 1054 nt
Organism: Chlorocebus sabaeus (green monkey)
Lineage: Eukaryota; Metazoa; Chordata; Mammalia; Primates; Cercopithecidae
Source: RefSeq, a predicted model, not a curated record